CGCUGCGACAAACUCGCCACUGUUUACUUCCGGUGUCAGCUCCCAUUAGACAACCGAGGGAAAGUUCAAACAACAUACGGCGAACUUUUUCACAAAACAGGCAAAACAUGUCUAUCAAAACGUACCAGCCACUUUCUUUAUGUGAUAGAUGGACCCAGGAAAACAACGAGUUGGUUAACAAAUGGAAGCAGCAAGAAGGAGGAGCAGAGGCUGUAAGCCACAAUCACAACCAGACCCAUCUGAGAUGGUGUUCGUCUGAGUUUCACAAACUUUCAAGGAAAAUCCAAGGUAUCCCUCCUCUUGUAGAUCAUGCACAGUUGGAGCUGACAGUAGUGUACAAUGCCUGUUUGUGCUCUGUUGCUCUGUCUCAGUUCUCAGAAGCUGACCUGCUCCUCUCACAAGCCACAGAGAGAGUUGUUACAGUUAUACAGAUGACAGGUGAUGACCCUAUUUCUUCAGACCCUCCUGCAUUUUGGAAAACACUUCUCAAAUCAAUGGGAAACACAACUUUUACUUCCUCUGUACAGCACCUUCUUUGUCUGCAGUGGGCAGUGUGGCUGGCCAAAUGCCAGCUGAAAACCAUUCAAGAGUUUCAGGAUGAGCUGUUCUCCCUGUUUGAGACACUAUCAACCGAGUUUGGGGAUGAUGAGAGGAGCAGUGAAAGGGGAAAGUCCUCAGACAUUCCAAUGCUGGUGAUGGACCCAAGACGGCUGAUCGAGUUAUUGCAGACCUGCACUUUUAUAGCCCAAGGUGCAGAACGAUUGAGUGAGGGUCAGAGUUCAGAGGCGCUGUCAGGCCUGCAGAAAGCUUCCUCCCUCUCCGCUCCCAGAACGCUAUUAGCAUACACACACCACCUCUCGGGCCUCUGCCUCGCCUCUAUGAGCUGCCCUCAGAUGGCAUUGCAGUGUUACAGGAUGGCACUGGAGACAGACUCCUGGUGUGUGUGUGCGCUGUACCAGAGCAUACUCAUAUACAGAGAGCUGGAAAACACACAGGCCGAGAUACAAGCUCUUCGUUUGCUGCACUCAACUUUGCUGUUGCCCUCUGCCACAGAGCCUCCUCUGGCUGGUACUCCUCUCCUCUCCCCUUCCGUAUUGCUUUGCAGCCAAUCACUGAACCGCAUGCUGUCAGUUCCCUCUGCCCUCUCUGUCCUUCACAGCCUGGCUCAGAAGUGUGUGCUCCAUGGGAGGGUGUCAGAGGGUGUGGAAUAUUAUUUGGACCUGCUGGCUGCUCUUCACUCAGAUGAUCAACAUGGAUCUCCAUCUCAGGUACAUGCUAAGGACCCUCCCCUCCCUAGGCUGCCUGAGCUUUACCUGGAGGCUGGCGCGGCCUUGCUCACGGCCCGACGGCCCGCUGAUUGCGUGGCGCUAUGCGAUGAAGUCAUUGGCACAACGCUGGAGCUGCUGCCUGAGAAGUUGGUGUUGGAGGAGCCAGAGGAGAAGUUUGAAGUUGAGACCAGGACUGUGGGUGCAGAGGGUGAAGAUAGGAUGAAGAUGCUGCUCUGGACUGGGGCUGCCUACCUCCUCCAGGGUCACUGCCACACUCACCUGAGGGACUGGAAACAAGCUGUGACUCAUUACACAAGAUGUAUCAACCUGCUGGUAAAGGUGCACUUUAAAAAGAAAGGUUUCCAACCACAAAUCCCCAGUGCAGACAUGGUUGGUAAGCAGGGAACAGAUCUGUGUAUCCUCCAGAGGCUGAAGGGGCUUUCACUAGCUGGUAGAGGCAUCAGUUUCUCCCAGACAGGCCAGCUAAGAGAGGCACUGAGAGACCUCCAUCUCAGCUUGCAGGCAGUUCCAGACUGUGUGGGUGCAGGGCUGUGGUGCGGUGAAGUGCUGUGGAGGCUUGGCAGGAGACAGGAGGCAGCAGCUUGUUGGGAAAAGACAUGGAGCUUCCCUGCACAGUCCUCAGUAGAGAGUUUACGUCUGUACCUACAGGAACCCCAGUCUGGCCCUUUGUUGGACUCCACAGAGCUGCGGCACAGAAUACACGAACUUGGCUCUACCUUGUCAGCCUAGAGAGGGACAAAAGACGACUACCCUAUCACUUACUCAACUGGAUCAACUUUCACCUGCCUCUGAACUCGAACCAAUACUCACAACAAACAUGUAUCUACUUCAGCAGUAAAAUAAAGCAUGUUGAAAGGGCUUACAGUGUUUGAUAAUGAACACAGUGUAUACCAGAUGUACUGUAAAGAUGCUGGGCCACAAGAAAGAAACAGUGUAUUUUGGGAAGGCACAGGUAAUCAAGAAUGUUACUUUAAUAUUUGAUUAUGCUUAUUAAACUAAAACGCAAUACAUACCACCUAAGAAGACACAACACAAACUAUGCUGCUGCUCUAAAAAGCCUAAUUAAGGCGAUUUUUAAAAAUGUAUUGCUCCUAUGAAUAACACAUAAUUUAAACAAAAUAUUUUGCCCUGUUCUUCUCACAUAUCGGUCAGCUUUCAUCAAUAAAACAACAUUAUCAAUUCCA
Molecule: messenger RNA, 2473 nt
Organism: Acanthopagrus latus (yellowfin seabream)
Lineage: Eukaryota; Metazoa; Chordata; Actinopteri; Spariformes; Sparidae
Gene: fancg
Product: FA complementation group G
Exons: 14
Coding region: 108-2018 (636 amino acids)
Biological process (GO): interstrand cross-link repair
Cellular component (GO): Fanconi anaemia nuclear complex
Molecular function (GO): protein binding
Source: RefSeq, a predicted model, not a curated record